UCAUUUCCUGCGGGUCACAGUUUUACUACAGUCUGGAAGAAAUGGCGGACAUGGAUGAAUUGUUCGGGAGCGAUGGGGACAGCGACAAUGACCAGCGAGAGUCUGGUUCCGGCUCCGGUUCAGACUCUGAGCCGGAGAGACCCCGAUCUGCCAGCAACGCCUCGGGGAGCGGCAGCGACAGUGAGAGGGAACGGAAUGAUGAAGAUGAAGAGGAAGGCCAGGAGGCGGGGAAACCCAGUAUCAAUAAGGAGCUGUUUGGAGACGACAGCGAGGACGAGCAACGCAGUCAACACAGUGGCAGCGACAACCAGUCGGAAAGGUCGGGGAACCAGUCGGACGCCAGCAUGCACUCGGAGCAGCGGGACAACGAUCCCUCCGAUGCAGAGCAGCACAGCGGCUCAGAGCGCGGCCAUCGGGACGAGGAUGAGGACGAAGAUGACGCGGGCCGCCGGUCGGAUGCAGGAAGCCCGGCUGGCAGCGGGAUGUCUGGAGAAGGGAGCCCUCGCUCUGAGAGGGGCAGUGUCCGGUCGGACAGAAGCGUGCACAGCGAUCCUGCGACUCCGCAGUCGGGGCCGGGCAGCCCUCAAUCCGAUGCAGAAGCCUCUGGCAAGGAGAACCAGUCGGAGGACGAGAAGUGGGAAGGAGGGGCUAAGAGCGACCAGUCGGAGGAUGAGGGGGAGAAAUGCCAUUACUCUGAUGAAGAAAGAGAGAACUCUGACGACGAGGGGCCGAGGAACAGGAAGUCAGAGUCCGCAAAGGGCAGUGACAGUGAAGAUGAUUUCCUCAGACAGAAAACCAAAGCGAAAGCCGCAUACGAUUCAGAUUCAGACAGCGAUGUCGGAACAAAGAAAGUAAAGAAGACGGCAGCAGACGACCUGUUUGGAGAGGCCGACGACAUCUCUUCAGACAGCGAUGCAGAGAAGCCCCCGACCCCGGGACAGCCCCUGGAUGCAGAGGACGGGAUGGAGGGGGAGCGUGCGGAAGAGGAGCACGCGCCCGAAACCCAUAUCGAAGUAGAGAUCCCAAAAGUCAGCACAGACUUGGGAUCUGACCUUUAUUUUGUCAAGCUGCCCAACUUCUUGUCUGUGGAGCCCAGACCCUUUGAUCCUCAGUACUAUGAGGAUGAAUUUGAGGAUGAAGAGAUGCUGGAUGAAGAGGGACGGACCAGGCUCAAGCUGAAGGUUGAGAAUACCAUUCGUUGGCGAGCCAAGAAAGACGAGGAGGGGAAUGAGGCGCGGGAGAGCAACGCGCGCAUUGUCAAAUGGUCCGAUGGCAGCAUGUCCCUCCACCUGGGGAAUGAAGUGUUUGAUGUUUACAAAGCCCCUCUCCAGGGAGACCACAACCACCUGUUCAUCCGACAGGGCACUGGACUGCAGGGACAGGCCGUGUUCAAAACCAAACUCACAUUCAGGCCCCACUCCACAGACAGCGCCACCCACAGGAAGAUGACCCUGUCUCUGGCUGACCGCUGCUCCAAGACGCAGAAGAUCAGAAUCCUUCCCAUGGCGGGACGGGAUCCUGAGUCGCAUCGCAAUGAAAUGAUCAAGAAAGAGGAGGAGCGGCUGCGAGCUUCCAUCCGCAGAGAGUCCCAGCAGAGGAGGAUGAGGGAGAAGCAGCACCAGAGAGGCCUGAGCAGCAGUUACCUGGAGCCCGACCGCUACGAUGAUGAGGAGGAGGGCGAGGAAGCCAUCAGCCUGGCAGCCAUCAAGAGCAAAUACAAGGGAGGAGGAGGUCUGAGAGAGGAGCGAGCGAGGAUCUACUCAUCCGACAGUGAUGAAGGCUCUGAUGACGACAAGGCCCAGAGGCUGAUGAAGGCCAAGAAGCUAGACAGCGAUGAGGAGGGCGAGGGGUCAGGCAAGAGAAAGGCCGAGGACGACGAGGAGGUAGCCACCAAGAAGGCCAAGAAAUAUGUGAUCAGCGACGAAGAGGAGGAGGAGGAGGAGGAAGAGGAGAAGGAGGAGGAAGAAGAAGAAGAGGAGAAGGAGGAAAAGGAAGAGGGGGAAGAGGAUGAUGAAUAAUUCUCUUUUUUUUUUAUCAUUCCACUGUAUUAUCAGUGCUCAGCCCACAUGGCAUAUAAACAGCCAUAUUUUGUUUUGUAUAUUUUUUUAAGACCUGAGUGUGGGUGAGUGCGAUUGUGUGUUUGUUUGCUUGUUUAUGUUGUGUACAGAAAAGGUGAGAAAUAAAGAAAUGGUUGUCUUAUGUAA
Anarrhichthys ocellatus (wolf-eel) is the source of this 2204-nucleotide messenger RNA. RefSeq names its product LEO1 homolog, Paf1/RNA polymerase II complex component (gene leo1). The record is from RefSeq and is a predicted model, not a curated record. The transcript has 14 exons. The coding region runs from base 42 to 2018 and encodes 658 amino acids. Gene Ontology annotation, molecular function: RNA polymerase II C-terminal domain phosphoserine binding. Gene Ontology annotation, biological process: transcription elongation by RNA polymerase II; positive regulation of transcription elongation by RNA polymerase II. NCBI's taxonomy places the organism in Eukaryota, Metazoa, Chordata, Actinopteri, Perciformes, Anarhichadidae. Gene Ontology annotation, cellular component: nucleus; Cdc73/Paf1 complex.